Molecule: messenger RNA, 976 nt
Organism: Rubroshorea leprosula
Lineage: Eukaryota; Viridiplantae; Streptophyta; Magnoliopsida; Malvales; Dipterocarpaceae
Source: the annotation of a GenBank genome assembly
GUUAUACCUCUCUCUCUCUAUGAAAAUUAAGGAAUAGUUAUGGAUUUUGGUUUGAUGCAUAUGGCGUCAUAAUUUUAAUUUUGCUUAUAAUUAAUCCUUUUUCGAAAAUUAAAUUCAAUUCUUUCUCUGCAUGCAUGGCAUAUAUAUGUAUAUAUAUACAUAUAAGGUGAAUGACGUUCAAUAAUAGAUAUGUAUAUCUAAACAUAUAUUAUUUUACAGGGGAUAAUAAUGGAGAUCGAUGUGGACCUACAGUGCUCAAAAUGCUACAAAAAGGUCAAAAAACUUCUCUGCAAAUUUCCUGAAAUACGAGAUCAGGAGUAUGAUGAGAAGGCAAACAAGGUGAAAAUCAAGGUGGUGUGCUGCUCGCCGGAGAAGAUCAGGGAUAAAUUACGCUGCAAGGGCGGUCGAUCCAUCAAGAGCAUUGAGAUCAAAAAGCCUCCAGAGAAGAAAGAGGAGGAACAGAAAACUCCUCCAGAGAAGAAAGAGAAGAAACAGGAAAAGCCUCCAGAGGGGAGCCAAAAAAAUCCCAAAGAAAAGGAAAAGCCUCCUGCCGAGGGGAAGCCAUCACUGCCAACGCUUCAGGUUACUCUUCCUCCGGGAUUUUGUUGGGGUCCAUAUGGAUAUUGUGGAAGACCGGUUUGCGACUGUUUGGGUUGGGGUUGCUACAGAUGCGGUUGCGUCAAUUACUGUACUGAAGAAAAUCAAAUUUUGUGCACAAUCAUGUAAACAUGUCAUUGCCUGCUUCAUCAUCUUCAACCUGCUGGACUGGACUCCGUAAUUAUAUGCAUGUGUGUUAAUUUUGCUUUCCUCUAUCAAGUACUACUCCUUUUUUUUCUUUUAUCUCUUGUUCCUACUUAGUUCUUAAUUAAGAAAAAGAACAAACAAUAAGAUCACUGUGUUCUGUGAAUUAUAUAUAUAUAUAUAUGCAUGAUGCACGGGAUAAUUUUGUUUAUAACAAGAAAUGUAUGUUACUUUU